UUAAACUGAAAAGAAGAGAGAAAUUCCAUCAAAUAAAAAAAAAAAUACUUUACACGACACACAACAAAGACGAAAAGGACAUACCUUUAACGUGUGAAUUUUGUAUUUUUUGUUGUGCCCUUUUUGUGAGUCAUCUCUGUUUUGCUGCUGCUAGCUGCUGAUUCCUGUUGAAAGAAAAAUAAGGUAUUUUUCGGAUUCAUCUAAACAAAAAAAAAAGCAAAAAAACGUAAAGAGCAACAGCAACUUCAACACAGCACAGUAGCGCGCAUUAUAUUGUAGAAGGAGCAUAUCACAUUGGCAUUGAGAAGAGCAAAGAGGAAAUACGAGUACAUAUUUGGCUAAGCUAAAAAGAUAUUUUUCUUUUACCUCCCAUCUGUUGCACGAUACUUGUAAUUCUGGAAAUUUAAGAGUGGUGUGUGAUGUGCAUCAGUUUGAGCAGUGACUGCAAAAGGAGACACUUCCAAGCAACAACCUGAAGCGCAGUAAAUACUUUUUUUGUAUGCCGCCUAUACUCAGCAAGCUAGCACAAUGAAUACCGAUGGCAUUUGAGUAUCCCUGAGAGCUGGAACUACUCGUUUUUCAUAUCCAUCAGCAUCCGAUAUUAUAUUGUCUUAUCGCAAUUGGGUUCCUGUGACACAACACUCACUCUGUGAGAGACUUCAUAAUUGAACUCAUGAACAUUGAGUAACUGGAGAAACUUCCAGCACUCGUCAUAUUGCACACUUUUUCAUAAAGAAAAAAAACCUACAACAACAACAAAAAAACCGAAAGUGAUAUGUAUCCAUCAGCGAAAUUUUCCGCUCGGCCUCCAUCGCCGCAAUUUGUAAAUUUCUCACCACCCUCAGAUUAUCCAUCUGCGGUGGCAUCGUCAUCUACAUCAUCAGCUCCUCACCAUCAUUCAAUGUCGAUGCGACAUCCUAAAUCGUCGUCUAAAAGCAUGAUGAUGGGCAGUGACGGAGACAGCAUUUCCAGUGGAGGAGGUAGAAUGAUCUCGUCAAACACAAUAAGUGGACGAGGUGAUUUAAUAUUUCCCGACGACAUCGAAAGCAUAGAGUUUUGCAUCCCACCAUCGAACGAUAUGAUGCGAGCUGCCACUAAUGCCUGCCAUGGUGACUCGUUUUCGGAACGUCGAAGAAGAGGACACAGUAGAAGAAGUAAUCAAAAAAUUGACACAGAAAAACAGGUUAAAUGGUCAAGAAAAAAUCUAGCGGCGGCGACAAUGGAUAGAUUCGAAACGAAUCAACCUUUAGAAUAUGGUUUUGCUGCUGGAGUUGUAGCGCCAAAUAUACCACCAAUGGCAAUGACUCCAUCAACAUCGGCUAUGACUCCAUUACACCAGUCAAUGCCAGGAACGCCACAGCAACAACAACAACAGCAACAAGCACCCAUUAAUCAUGUCUACUCGUAUGCAUACUACGAGCCUGGUGCUGCUAAAUGCCAUACGAAUAUACCUCACAAAGAUAGGCUAUCACCAAUUCUGCCAAUUCCUGGCCCAUCAAAGAGCCCACCGAGAAAUUCCAUCCGAGCACUAUUAGCGAAAAGUUUCCGUUCGAAAACAUUCAAUGCAGCCAAUUCAUCUGAAGAACGACAUACAUACACCACCCGUUACGGAACCACUGAAAAUCUUUACGAAGAAGUUAAUGAACAGAAAAUUCGCAAAGUCUUAUCGGACAAUCGAAUAGGCUCAGCUAAUACUGGUGCUGUUAAAGAAGAAUUGCGUCGCGUGCAGCAUAACCAUUUUCGUGUCCUUGACGAGCUUAAUUUGUCGCUAGAAGCACUUAUCAUGCCGCCAACCCCACCUGAUAUAAGUCCCACCCAGGAAUCAUCGUCGGAGAAGCAACAGCAGCCACCAGUGAUGUCCCAUACCAGUUUGGAGAAUCUGUCCAGCACAUUGAACUCGAUUGAACUGAAGGACCAUACCUGCAUCAAUCCGGAAUUCGAUGAGGGAGAUCUGGAUAGCGGAUUCAGUGGCAGUGGUAGUAGUAGUGGUGCUAGUUAUAAUGAAAGCCUUAGAUAUUACAAAACAGGUACACAAUCUGUGAUGCAUACAACAACUCUGCCACAUAAUCUAAGAAGUUGUCGGUCGUCAACAGCCUCUGGUACAUCCACAUCAAAGAGCAGUAUGAAUUCAUCAGAGGAUCAGGGUAUUGGCAUGCUAACAACAACAAAUACGUCUUCCUCUCCAUUUAACUACAACAAUCGUCGAUGUUCAGAUACUCAACGGUCGUCGGCGAGGUCGGCAUCAGCAUCGGCAACUGGUACGAAACCGAAGAAAAACUUUUGGACGAUAAAACCGUGAUGCUAUACGACGGCCAUAAGAAAAUUCUGUCGCAAAUGGAGUAUUGUGGUGGAAUAUAAUUCGAAGACUGCUUCAUGCCAAGUAAUUCAGUAUCACUGUUCAAUGAAACCAUCAACAUGUGGAGAUAUUGAAGAUUGUAGACAGCCAUUUUUUUGUAAAUAAAUCGACUAAACAAAUAGAAACAAAAUCGUUUUUUUGGAAUAUUUAUGCUGAGGAAGUUUAGGAUACUUAUUCAAAAAUAGAGUUAAUUAAAUUAAUGAAUUGAACCUGAAGUAAAAAACUGCCUACAACUUAAAAAAAAAAA
Molecule: messenger RNA, 2603 nt
Organism: Episyrphus balteatus (marmalade hoverfly)
Lineage: Eukaryota; Metazoa; Arthropoda; Insecta; Diptera; Syrphidae
Exons: 7
Coding region: 776-2299 (507 amino acids)
Source: RefSeq, a predicted model, not a curated record